UGGAGAUGAAAGAGGAAACUACAAGGAACACUCGAUCAGCCUCACUAGGGUUUCGUAAGAAAAAGAAAACAAACGUAUUAAAGCGGGGAAGCUCAUCAUUCAAUGAGAAAGAGGCCCGCUCCUCUACGGAAUUCCAUGAGCCUCUUAACUUUCUCAUCUUGAUCUUACUUGGUGUCCUUGGAGAAAGGUUUCGAGGAUUUGGCAUCUCUCCACUCGUAGAACAUGAUGUAAUCAUGCUGUUCUUUAUCGUGGCAAUAGUUAUCUAUGGCAUUGCAUUUUUGGGGAUGAAACUAGGACCUCAAAACGCAGACUACCUCUACAAGUUCAAGUUUGUUUGCAUCAUUUGUGCAAUUCUUGCAUGUGAGCUGCUUGCAUCAAUCCUUGUCGAUCCUCUUAGGGUUCUCAUUAUUAAUUUAUGUGGAAUCAUAGUAGAGCUCAUUCGUCGCAAGUACAAACAAAUUUGUGAGCACCUAUGUCACGCAGCUAAAGUGGUACUUAACACAUCAAAUAAUUUGUUCAACAAGAUAUGUCAAUCAAUUUGUCACAUACUAGGUUGGAUCCAACAUACAUCUAAAGCAUUCAACAAAUUUACUUUGUUUGGCGGCACAAAGAAACAAGAUCAAGGUGAUGGUGGUCAAGUUGCAGAUAUGGUCUAAUUGGCCCAUUUGUGUGAAAUAUUAAUGUUAAAUUCCCUAUCAAUGAUGUUUAGCUACCUUGUAAUUAAGUGAAUAUCUUAGUGUAUUAGGAGGCUGAAGUGCUCUUAGGCUUACCGUACUAUCAUUGUAUUGUACUGUACUAUACAUGUAUACAACUAUAUAUGCCC
Messenger RNA from Quercus robur (English oak), 823 nucleotides. RefSeq lists its product as uncharacterized. The transcript has 2 exons. The record is from RefSeq and is a predicted model, not a curated record. Lineage: Eukaryota; Viridiplantae; Streptophyta; Magnoliopsida; Fagales; Fagaceae. Bases 6 to 656 code for a protein of 216 amino acids.